This is a messenger RNA of Naegleria lovaniensis, 942 nucleotides long. RefSeq lists its product as uncharacterized. The record is from RefSeq and is a predicted model, not a curated record. NCBI's taxonomy places the organism in Eukaryota, Heterolobosea, Eutetramitea, Acrasida, Naegleriidae. Bases 1 to 942 code for a protein of 313 amino acids. Gene Ontology annotation, biological process: DNA damage response; fatty acid metabolic process. The transcript has a single exon. Gene Ontology annotation, cellular component: mitochondrial matrix.
AUGAAUCAUCAGACCUCUCAUUCAUCAUCACGCUUUCGUGACGUUCCAUAUCAACAACUUUCGGGACUGUUUUACAUUCGAAAUUUUAUUUCCAACGAGCAAGGUCAAGAACUUGUUUCGAACAUGGAUGGUUCCAGUUGCAGAUUACAUGAGAAGCAAGAUGAUCAUGCGGAAGAAGAUGAUGAAUUUAUGAAUUUCAAUGAUGAUACUAAAUUGGAAUCAUCCUCGCUGUGGCAAACAGAGAUCAUGUCACGACGUACCCAACAAUUUGGAUAUCAUUUCGAUUACUUUUCUGGAGGGUUGAAGAAAAUGAAUUCUGACAGUGAGGUGGUUACGAAUGCAUUGGGAAUUCCGUUCUAUUUACAAUCACUUGUGGAACGAGUACAACAAGAGCAUGAAAAGUUGAAUAUGGUUCAACGAACAACGAGCAAUAUUGUACAUCAGCAACAAUAUGAGAAAACUCUUGAAUUACCAAUUUCACAAAUUAUUCUUAAUGAAUAUUGUGGACCUUAUCAAUAUAUUAAGAAGCAUGUGGAUUCUCUUCAUUUUGGUCCUGUUGUUUCCAUUGUGAGUUUAUUACAACCUUGUGUCAUGAUUUUAUAUGAGGCUUCCCAAGAUGGCUUGCCCAAUCAAGAUUACAGUUCAAAUGAGGAUGUUAAUGAAAAGAAUGAGACAACAAGAACCUCACUACUGGAUGUCAGCAUUCCAAUUAAAGAGUUAAAGACAACAGGAAACCGAUCGAGUAUUGUGUUGGAACCAAACUCAUUGCUGAUUUUGAGUGGACUUGCUCGUUACAGAUGGAAGCAUGAAGUGAUUAGUUUGAAGGAUUAUGAAAAGCAUGGAUUUUCAGCGAAGGAAGUACUUGGUGCCGAUGCCAAUGAGGAAUUGUAUCGUAGAAUUUCCAUCACCAUGAGAUCGGUGCUGUCAACAUCAGAAGAGUAA